AUGCAGGUUUCAAAGCAUCAUCCACGGCACAGAUCAGCUACCUCUGAUCCGUUCAACGACCCAUCCAACAUCUCGUACUCUGCCUACGGCGUCCCCACACUAUCCAGGAACGCCCCUCCCGCUGCUCUUCCCCGCCAACCACCACCUCCCCCGCCUAAGGUCGUUGCUAAGCCGCACUCCGCCCAGCGCCAGUACCCUCCCUCUAGCAACCGCCAGAACAUCAUGGAGGCCGUUCGCGACACCGUCACCGUCCGCGGCAGCACAGAUCAGGCCCCCCGCACUAGAAUGGGUCGGAGUCAAACUGAGCUCCCUCCUCCCACCAACGUCCGUCCCGCACCUCCUCCAAUUUCCCGUCGCUCCCAGUCCCAGGACUCCGUUGCUCGGGCUGCCAACGCAAUGGAGAAGAACAAAGCGUCCGGACGGCCACGUCCCAAGAAGGGCUCCUCCCACGCUGAUGUCAUCGACAGGCUAGACUUCUCCGGUGUUGGUCCCAUGUUCCAUCACGAUGGUCCAUUCGACGCCUGUGCCCCUUCCCGCAACCGUCACCGCACCAAGGCGCCAAUGCUAGCAUGGAGUGCGGCGACAGAGGCUGACAGAGAGGCCCUUGCUUCUGCCCGGGAGGUCCAGCCCCGUGGCUAUGAAUCGCCAGGCCCUUCGCCCGACAUCUACGUGCCCUACGAGGCCCCAAAGAAGAAGUAUGACGCAAUCGCGGAAGCCUGGGGUAUUCACGAGCCCGAGCCUUUCGAGGACUUCUCAGCUGGCGGCGGAGCUACUUCGCGGCCCAGCGGGGAAACCCCUAGGAGCCACGGCAACAGCUCCUCCAGGCGCACCAAGGACGGUCGUGACGCCCGCGAUGUGUACAGGGAAUACCUCGACGAGCACCACCCGUCUCCCGCUCGUCGUCAACCCACCACCAAGCGCGCAUUGCCCCCGCCCCAACCCAUCUUUGUUCCCGACAGCGAGCUCGACAACGGCAACAACCCGCCCUCGCCGACUGCUGGUGGCCCGGUUUCACCCGGUCUCACGCCCCGUCGUAACAAGUCCAUCAUGCAGCGAAUCCGGAAGAUGCGAGAUUCGCCGAAUGUCCCGGUAGGACAGUACGAUGAGGAUGACAGCCGCAGGCGCGAGGCGUCCCCCGGAGGUAAGACACACAUAACAACAGCGCGGGCCCCCUUCUCGCAAGGCCAGGCCCCUGCUCGACCUUUCCAUCGCUCACAAGUCUCAUCCCCAGGA
Molecule: messenger RNA, 1233 nt
Organism: Trametes versicolor FP-101664 SS1
Lineage: Eukaryota; Fungi; Basidiomycota; Agaricomycetes; Polyporales; Polyporaceae
Exons: 3
Cellular component (GO): cytoplasm
Source: RefSeq, a predicted model, not a curated record